AUGCCAUUCAGUAAAAAUAGGAUUCAAGAUUCCCAAAUCCUAGGGUUUGCUUCAUUUCUCACGCUGCUCAAGCUCACUCACGCCGCUCACGCCGCUGCUCACGCCGCUCACGCUACUGCUCACGCUGCUGCUCACGGCAUUCCUAAGUUGGUCGACACUGUCGAAGGGGAGGAGACGGGUAUGGCUACACGAGAGUUCGUAUUUGAGGUGCAUUAUGGAGGUCAUAUAGAUAGGAGGUUCAUGAAUUCAUAUGUUGGGGGAGAUGUUGAUGUGUACAAGACGGAUGUCAUUCCACAUGAUAGGGUGUCAUUUUCAGUUGUAGAGGAUAUUGCUAAAAGAUAUGGGUACAAAUCCGGGGACUUGAUUUAUUACUUACUGCCAGGGUGUACUCUUCGAAAUGGGUUGAAAUUAAUCACAUCGAACUUUGAUGUAAAUGAAAUGGUUCAAGCCCACUUGGGUCUACCAAUUGUUGAGUUGUACAUCAACUCAUUUAAUGGGUCCAUACCUGACAUUGAUGAGGGUAAUGAUGAAGAUGAUAAUGAUAAUGACGAUGAUGAUGAUGAGAGGGGGUAUUCUAGGAUCGAGCGUGACGAUCCAUAUUGGGAAGAGGGGGGCGAAGAGAGCGAUGAAAGUGAUGAGGGUGACGAGGAAGGUGAUGAAGACGAAGGUAGGGGAGUCGACCAUACUAACAGUGGAUUUGAUUAUGAUGAAGAUGCAAACUCAGACAUGCCACGCAGUAACAUUCUUACAUCUCCCAGAAGUGAUGAUGAGUAUGGGGUGACCUCCCAGAGUCAGAGGAGACAUGUGACAGAGCCUUCUGAGUUUCAAAUGGCUGACAUGGGUGGUAACACAGAGUUUGUGGUGGGUCAAAAAUUUUCGUCAAUCCAGGUUUUCAGAAAUGCAGUUAGAGAGACUAAUGUAAACAUGGGGAAGGAUGUAAAGUUUAGGAGGAAUUACCUUGCGAAAUGUAUAGUGGUAUGCAGUGAUACGCGUUGCAAAUAUAGGAUUUAUGGGCGCAAGUGCAAGGAUGAGGAAUCCUUUGAAGUUCGAUCAGUUCAGUCCGUACACAAAUGUAGGAGGAAACACAGUAAUUCUAUUUUGAAAUCAUCUUGGAUUGCAGAUAAGUUGAUUGAGAAGUUCAGAGCACAACCCAACAUGCCUGUAAAGGCAAUGGUAGAGACAGUGAAAGAAAGAUGGGGUGUAGAUGUGAAGGAGCAUAGGUUGUAUCGGGCUCGAAGACUUGCAAAAGACAAGAUACGUGGCAGUGUGAACGACCAGUACAAGAAGUUGUGGGACUUUUGUGAGACAAUCAGGAGAACAAAUAUUUGCAGUUGCGUAAUGAUGAAAAUAGAGAGGCCAUUACCCGAUAAGCCCGCAAAAUUUCAAAGGUUGUACUUCUCCUUAGCCGCCAUGAAAAGCGGUUUUCUUGCUGGUUGUAGGCCCAUCAUUGGGUUGGAUGGGUGCUUCUUGAAAGGUCCGCAUAAGGGCCAACUUUUGGCUGCCAUUUCGAGGGAUGCAAAUAAUCAGAUGUAUCCAGUGGCUUGUGCAGUGGUAGAAGCAGAAGUCAAAGACAGUUGGACUUGGUUUUUAGAGACUUUGCUAUCGGAUCUUGGCGCCCCCCCCGCAGAGGGAUGGACAUUUAUUUCUGAUCUUCAGAAGGGUCUGGUCCCAAGUUUGGAAGUGGUGGCUCCCGGUGCUGAGCAUCGAAUUUGUUGUAGACAUUUGUAUGCAAACUACAGAGAUGUAGGUCACAGAGGUUUGGCAUUGAAGGAGAAGCUCUGGAGCGCGGCUGCCGCUUACACAGAGGCUGAGUGGUCUAUACAAAUGGACGAACUAAAGCGGAUAAGUCCGGAUGCGUAUGAUUACCUGUCCAAGAUUGACCCAAGUACGUGGACAAGGGCUUGGUUCAGUACCUUCCCUAAGUGCGAUUUAGUUGUGAACAACCUCUCAGAACGUUUCAAUGCUUGGAUUGUGAAACAACGUGAUCUACCAAUAAUAUCGUUGAUGGAAAUGUUGAGAAUAAAAUUGAUGAAGAGAUACCAAAAAAAGCGAGAAGGCAUCACAAAAAUGGAUGGCAGGAUUUGUCCAAAAAUUUUGGAACGGUUAGAUGAACUCUCACAAGAUGCUUCUCAUUGCAAUUGCGUGUAUGCUGGGGAUGGGUUUUUUGAAGUGACAGACAAACAGAAACAACAUGUGGUUAACUUGGUUAGAAGAACAUGUGGGUGUAGACAAUGGGACAUGACGGGAAUCCCAUGUGCACACGCAAUAUGUGCAAUAUGGAAAGAUAGUGCAGACCCUGUUGAUUAUGUUUCUGAUUGGUAUACUGUGGAUAUGCUGAAAAAGGCAUAUGAACAUGUCGUGUAUCCCAUGCCUAGUGAAGAACAGUGGACUAAGACAAAUGGCGUGCAUGUAGACCCACCAGUGGUUAGGAUACAACCUGGAAGGCCGAGAGUAGUGAGGACCAGAGGACCAGAGGAGCCCAAAAAUCAAUACAGGAUAAGGAAGGAUGGGGUUACUAUGAGAUGUUCCAGAUGUAGGGGUACUGGACACAACCUAAGAACAUGUCCCCGCAUAAGAAUAGAAGCAGUUAAUUAUAGAGGACCUCGUAGGAGUGAGGUAAAUUCCUUUGACAGUUUUGGGUUUUAUUUCUUGGUAUUCAAUGAGAUGCUUAAUUAUUAUGUUGACAUUUGUUUUUUUAAUGUGGUAGGUGCAAUCUACUGA
Alnus glutinosa is the source of this 2721-nucleotide messenger RNA. RefSeq lists its product as uncharacterized. The coding region runs from base 1 to 2721 and encodes 906 amino acids. Gene Ontology annotation, molecular function: zinc ion binding. The transcript is spliced from 4 exons. NCBI's taxonomy places the organism in Eukaryota, Viridiplantae, Streptophyta, Magnoliopsida, Fagales, Betulaceae. The record is from RefSeq and is a predicted model, not a curated record.